Molecule: messenger RNA, 1425 nt
Organism: Drosophila rhopaloa
Lineage: Eukaryota; Metazoa; Arthropoda; Insecta; Diptera; Drosophilidae
Exons: 1
Coding region: 102-1319 (405 amino acids)
Biological process (GO): protein peptidyl-prolyl isomerization
Molecular function (GO): peptidyl-prolyl cis-trans isomerase activity
Source: RefSeq, a predicted model, not a curated record
AUCCCAUCAGUCAAAGUUUUUUAGUCCACCAUAAAAGGUCGCCGGAAAUCCGCUUAGCAAAUUCAAAUUCAAGUAUACAGAUUUACAUUUAUUUAGCCACCAUGUUUAUCCGAGGAGAUGUACCGCGCAAUUCCCGGGGCAAGAUCCCCCAGAUCCCCAGCUCGAUGACCUCUUAUGUGGCUGCGGUGAAACGUGGUCCCUACACGAUGACCAAUCCGGUGUACAACAGCCACAAUCCCAACCUGGUGGGUUUGGAUGGCCAGGUGGAGGAGCCGCGGCCCAAGCACACCUUCAAUGUGCAGAAACAGGCGCUGGAGAACAACUUCCACCAUCACCAGCGAUUAAUUCCAGUGCCCACAUCCCGGAGGUCGAUGCCCCACACCCGAUCCCACAUGGUGAUGAACGAGCAACGGGAGCUGUACCGCCAGCAUCGCGUUCGCAUGUCCAAUAUUAAGGGAAAGGUCAACACCUACCUGCCGCCACCCAAAGUCCAGAUCGAGGGCAAUGGCAUGGAGCUGUCCUACAUGGAGAUGCUGACGGCUCUCUACAAGAAGAGCAACAACACGCUGCGCACCUUCACCAAAUCCCCGGAACGACUGGCUGCCGGAAGGUGGCGCAAUGCCAACUUGGCCAGGGAAAAGGAGCGACGGCAGCUGGAGAAGAACAAGGUGUUCCACAAGGGCGGUGGACUCUUCGAUCCGGAGGCGGGCAAAUCGAAGCGCUACAAGCCAAAGUCAUCGGGAUCCUUUAGCUGCGAGAUCCCGCUCCAUGUGAUCAAUCGCUACGAGCGGCUGAUGGACGACCAGUGCGAUGUGGGCAUCCUGUGCAAGCUGCUCCGGCCGCAGAUCUUCCUGGACAUCGAGGUGCGGGAGACACGCAUCCAGGGUCGGUUGGAAAUCCAGCUCUUCACCGAGGCCUGUCCGCAGGUGGUCCUAGAGUUCAUGAGGGUCUGCACCCAGAACCGGAACCGGGCCAUCGUCUUCACGAGAGCAUUGGCCCCCAUUUGGAUGGAGGGUCGGCUGGCCAUGGAUCCGCAUCGGAGCACCGAGCUGACCAACAUCGAGCACGACUUCGAGGUGCUCAACCAUGGCGUGGAUGCCGGCAUCCUCUCGUUUCCCAGUCGAUAUGUCCGGGGAAAUGCCCGCACCGCCGUGAACUUCACCAUCAGCUUCAAACCGCUGUCCAUUUUGAACGGCAGGAGGAUCGCCUUCGGGAAGGUGCGCAAGGGCAUGCAGCUCCUGGAGAGGAUUCAGGAGGCCAUCGGACACCUGCCCAUGAGCCACAACAUGAUCUCGCUGACGGACUGUGGCGUGCUCUAAACAAGUCUAAAAUUUCUUGUAGAUCCUAACUACAAUUCAUUUGACAAGGGAAAGCGGAAAUUUAAAAUAUUAAAUUAAAUAAAAAAGAAGAAGCUGCUGUUUAAAA